CAGAUGCAUAAACGGAACCAAGCAUCCUCUACUACCCAGAUCUAUCUUCCGCACACGCCGAACUCUUUGCAUUCAACGAAACAUACGACCGACCAACCAACUACGCAUAGUCCCACCCUACACAUCGAAAAUCAGAGUCCGGAAUAGCAAUGUCCUCGCCAGUCGCCUCCGUACCACAGCUUCCGGACGAACCGAAAGAGGCACUGGAGGACCCACCACUUCCCUCCAAGGAGACAUCUGCGACGACGGUGGUAGAGACCGUUUCUGAAGACAACAAUGCCGAGGCGGUCCCCGACUUAGCGGCAGAUGAGGCUGCGGCCACCGACGACGAGAAGGAGGAAGGGGAAGAAGAGACUCCGCCACUGCCACCCGGCCCACCCCCAGGAGACUCACUGGAAGAAGGCGAUGACGGAUGGCAACCGGUGUGGGAUGCCACCUACGGCUCCUAUUACUUCUACAAUUCGAUCACAGAGGAGACAACGUGGACAAACCCGCGGGUGCCAGACGCAACACCAGCUAUUCUAGCUGCAGUCGCCGACAGCAGCAGCGCAGCAAUUCCCGACGACCCCGACGAUCCCGCUUCUGCGGCGGCAUACCUUGAUCCACUGCAGUACAACCCCGCAAUACACGGAGACUACGACCCGACAGCACCGUAUGCGCAGCCCCGCGAGAACCCCAACGCGCAGGCCGGUGACUACACCGUGACUGCGGCGUUCAACCGCUUCACGGGAAAGUUCACGCCAUCGGCUUCCAAGCUUGUGCCGGAGAAUUUCAAUGAUGAGCACAAGUCGAAGAGGCAGAUGGAGUUCUAUUUUGACGUCGACGCGGCGGCCAAUAGUCACGACGGAAAGAGUCUCAAGGCUGAACGCCAGACGAGGAAGCUCAGCAAGAGGGAACUGAAGGAGUUCAAGGAGAAGCGGAAGUUACGUAAGGAAGAGAAACGGAAGGCCUGGUUGAAGGACUGAGUAUAUGGCCCUGCACCUGUUUGUUUGCAAGAGGGGUUUGUGGUUCUGUAUAACACGGGGACAUGUGGAGCAUGGGCGUGAGUCUGCGAAUGGGCGUUAGAUGUGCUUCUUCUUUCUUUGAUGACAGUCCGGCUCUGUCUUUGCAUGGGUGCUUGCUCGUCGUCCGGUGUUGGGUUUACAGGGUCUAAUUCAUUUUUUUUUGCUACUUUAUUCCUUCAUUCCCUUUCUCAUCAUCUCUAUGUAUCUCUCUCUACUUGCUUGCCUCUGGCACACAGUUUCGGCGUUGUUUGCUUUUCGAAACAGUCUACUACAAUCCACUCUACAUUUGAAGACUCGCAGCCCUAUGCAAAUAGAUGAUUUCCGCCCUCCGUGUUCCGAGUGGUCGAGUCGCAGGAGCGAGUGAGACGGCGAUAUCCACAGCACCAGCAUAAACAAGCUCUCAUCAAAUACUCUAAUCCUAGCGCGCAGCGCCCC
Molecule: messenger RNA, 1439 nt
Organism: Tricharina praecox
Lineage: Eukaryota; Fungi; Ascomycota; Pezizomycetes; Pezizales; Pyronemataceae
Product: WW domain-containing protein
Exons: 1
Coding region: 150-965 (271 amino acids)
Molecular function (GO): protein binding
Source: RefSeq, a predicted model, not a curated record